Molecule: messenger RNA, 1340 nt
Organism: Phalaenopsis equestris
Lineage: Eukaryota; Viridiplantae; Streptophyta; Magnoliopsida; Asparagales; Orchidaceae
Product: inositol-pentakisphosphate 2-kinase IPK1-like
Exons: 7
Coding region: 294-1004 (236 amino acids)
Biological process (GO): inositol phosphate biosynthetic process
Cellular component (GO): nucleus
Molecular function (GO): inositol-1,3,4,5,6-pentakisphosphate 2-kinase activity; ATP binding
Source: RefSeq, a predicted model, not a curated record
AAUGGCUAUGGAUCAUAAACCUCUGUCGUUUUCCAAUUCCCUAGCCUCUCCUAAUCUAAACUUCUUCCCUAUGCUUCCUUUCACUGCAAAACUGUGCAUGUCUUUGGUUUCCUUCUUCAUUUUCAUUCUUUCCUUCACUUCUUAUCAAGCCCCCCGAGUUCUAAAUCACGUCUUCUGAUGCUUUCCAAAGCCCCGACUGAAUUAUACAUUCCAUUAUUUGCAAAUAAACUCCAAAUUCUUGAAUUCUAUGUUUGGCUUCCAGAUUCGAUUGAUCUUUAGCGGGAACUUGCGACAUGAUAUUGUAUGUGAUGGCAAUGACCUUAACGUCCGAGGAUGCAAAGGAUUGGAGCUACAAAGGUGAAGGGGGUGCAAACAUUGUCUUGAGUUAUUGCGGAUCAACCCCAUUUCUGGUUGGCAAAGUAUUACGUGUUCACAAAGUAUCACGAGGCCAAACCCAGUCAUACAUUGAAUCUAAGAGAUUAUUUUCUUUGUCUGAACAACUCAUAUGGGGCGACAUUCCACAACUCAGUGAAUCUACUUCUAAAGAGACUGCUGAGAAAAUUUAUGCAGUACAAGUGAUGGGCCCUCUCUUAGACUCCAAGCUCAUUGAUGGAGGGGUACCCAUAUUUGUAACAAGGGAGUUCCUAGAGUCAGUUGAAAAGAGCAUUCAUACUCAGCGUCCUCAUUGGCGACUUCAUACAACGGAAGUUGACCUCCUCUCUCAUUCGGCACUGCUUAUGUCUGACCAUUCAGUUUUUUCUAAUGGUUCUCUUAAAGAUGAUGUAUGCAUAGCAGUGGAAAUAAAGCCGAAGUGUGGGUUUCUUCCAUCUUCAAAAUUCAUAGCCAAACAAAAUGCUGUAAAGAAGUUUGUAACACGAUUUAGAAUGCAUCAACUCCUGAAAUUUCAUCUUGGAGAGGCUUUGCUAAAUUUCAAUCUGGGACGUUUGGAAUGGUUUAUAUGGACUGUUUGGUUGUUUCAAGCAUGGGAUUUAUAUAGGCCCUGAUGGAUUUGAGGCUGAGUAUAAAUAAUAGAAACGGAGCUCAGACACCAAAACUCACUUAGAAGCUAGGGAGAGCUCUACAUGAGCCAAUCCUUCAUCUUCCAGUAUUUUCCUACAGUUUUACAUUGGUGUAUCAGCAAGAAAUGGAUGCUCUGGGAGGCAGAACUUGAACCCGAACAGCAGCUGUUACACACAUCAAUGGUGAAGAUGAAUUAUGCUGUUAGAGAUCAACGGAAAGGAUGCAAAAAAAGAGGUUAGUGGCUGCUCCUGAUCCAGGCAUAAUAAAAAUUCUACUUAUUCAUCAUUCACCACAUAUUAGCUAUUACUUAUCAUUUAUAU